Molecule: messenger RNA, 1165 nt
Organism: Capsella rubella
Lineage: Eukaryota; Viridiplantae; Streptophyta; Magnoliopsida; Brassicales; Brassicaceae
Product: histone H1.2
Exons: 2
Coding region: 77-919 (280 amino acids)
Biological process (GO): chromosome condensation; negative regulation of DNA recombination; nucleosome assembly
Cellular component (GO): nucleus; nucleosome
Molecular function (GO): structural constituent of chromatin; nucleosomal DNA binding; double-stranded DNA binding
Source: RefSeq, a predicted model, not a curated record
CCUCAUCAGAAUUCUCCGACGCAUUACAUUUCACAGCUUUCUCCGAUCAAUAGCUAGAUUCAGUCGAUAAGAGAAGAUGUCAACAGAGGAAGAAAACGUCCCAACGACGGUUGAAUCAGGAGCUGCUGAAACGGCGGUGAAAUCUCCGGAGAAGAAACCGGCGAAAGGUGGUAAAUCAAAGAAGAAGACGACGACGACUAAAGAAGCUAAAACAACGGCGGCGGCGAAGAAGCCUGUGAAAGCUGCUGCUACAACGAAGAAGAAGUCUUCUUCAUCAUCUCACCCUACCUAUGAAGAGAUGAUUAAAGACGCAAUCGUAACGUUGAAGGAGAGAACUGGAUCUAGUCAAUACGCGAUUCAGAAGUUCAUAGAGGAGAAGCAUAAGUCUCUUCCUCCUACUUUUAGGAAGCUUUUGCUUGUUAACCUCAAAAGACUUGUUGCUUCUGGCAAAUUGGUUAAGGUCAAAGCAUCUUUCAAGAUCCCUUCUGCUAAAUCCGCCGCCGCUACAACUAAACCGGCAGCCUCUGCUCCGGUUAAGAAGAAGGCAACAACUGUAGCUAAACCUAAGGGCAAGGCUGCUGCUGCUGCUCCUGUUAAAGCUAAGGCAACUACUAAGAAGCCUGCAGCUAAGGUUGCUGCUAAGCCUAAGGUUGCAGCAAAGGCUAAGGUUGUUGCUAAACCUAAGUCCAAGUCUGUUGCUGCUGUUUCCAAGACUAAAGCUGUUGCUGCUAAGCCUAAGGCUAAGGAGAGACCAGCUAAAGCUUCUAGGACUUCGACUAGAACAUCUCCUGGGAAGAAAGCUGUGGCUGUGACUAAGAAGCCUGUGGCUGUCACUAAGAAGGCUCCGGCUAAGAGUGUCAAGGCCAAGACUGUGAAGUCUCCUGCGAAAAGGGUUUCGACUAGGAAGGCUAAGAAGUGAGGGAGAUGGGUUUAGGAUAGUUUGGGUUUGGGGGGGAGAUUGAAUACAUGGUUGGUGGUAGCUUCUAUAGGGUAGUCUUGUAUAAUUGAAUCAUCCUUGAAGGAGCUUGCUUUCCAAAGUUUUUUUUUUUUUUUUUACUUUCUUGUUUCUUGGUUUCCUGUUGAAACUGUUUUUCUUUUGUAAUUUUUGGUUUGUUUGAAUUUUAAGUUUUAAUCAAUAGCUAUAGAUGUGAUGGUUUCUUCAAUC